Molecule: messenger RNA, 2882 nt
Organism: Ctenocephalides felis (cat flea)
Lineage: Eukaryota; Metazoa; Arthropoda; Insecta; Siphonaptera; Pulicidae
Gene: in
Product: protein inturned
Exons: 2
Coding region: 336-2882 (848 amino acids)
Biological process (GO): vesicle-mediated transport; cilium assembly; nervous system development
Cellular component (GO): cilium; cytoplasm
Source: RefSeq, a predicted model, not a curated record
CAGCAAAAUAUACUGUUAUGGUUAACGUGACAGAUGACAUUUCAGUGUACACAAAUAAUGAAUUUAUGCAAAUAUUAGAAACUAGAAACUGGGUGAUCAUAUAAAUUAAUUACAAAGACAUAAAUAAUACAUCAAAUUACAAAAUCGUAUUAUGGAAACAAUUAUGUCAGAGCAACUUAAAAAUCCCAAUUGUACUUUUCAUUUUGGAUCGAGUGUUUGGAGUUUUCGGCAAUCUAUCUGUAUCAAUGGGCAGCAAUAGAUAUGAAUUGAUUGGAAAUAUUUUGCGCUUCCCAAAGCUAAGCCAGGGAAUAACUUGAUGUAAAUUAAAGUCAAUUAUGGAUCCAAAUGAAGAACGGGUAUUAUUAAAUCAUAGAGGCAGUGUGCAAGAUCUAAAUUUUCCAAUUCAAGAUUCCAAUGAAUCACAUAGUUCUAAUGAAGAUUGGUCUGAUGGCUCAUCAAGUCCAAGUACUUAUUGCUAUGAUAAUUCACCAGAAGAAUGGGAAUCCAUGGUUGGUCCAAGAGGGGAUUUACUUUAUUUUAAGUGUAACUCAUCAGCACCUUCUAAAAUUGUUACAAAUGAUUUUAUUACCGAAGCGAAGAAUAGUUUUCAAAGAACAUCAACUCGUAGAAGUUCCAGAGCACAAUUGUCAAAGCUAAUGAAUAAAAAAUGUAACAAGAAAAUUCUUUCAAGGAAAAGUUCACGUGAAUCCGUUUUUAGUCUAUUUAGUGAAGAAAAUCAAGUAAAAGAUUCUGUGCAAACAAUUACAUUAAAUUUAGAUAUUAAAAAUCGCCACGGCUUAGGUCGUCAGGCUAGCAUCAGUGAAGCCCUGUUAGGCAUCAGUACAACUACGGAUCCUGAGGGAUCCAGAGUUAUAGUUUCUGGAUUUGUACAAAAUUGUGAAGCUUUAUCACAAAAUAAAUUGAAAAUUGGCGAUUGGAUUCAAAUGAUAAACAAUUCUGAAGUAGAUCAAAAGAACUUUGGAGUUUUAUUGAAUUCUUGCUCAGAUAAAGUAUCAAUAACUUUCCAGCACUACGACACUGGAGAUGAUGGAACAAGUGCGUCUUCUAAACUAUUUUCACAACUGCUGGGUAUAUCCCAAUUUGAUAUGGAAGCGAUAUCAUUAGCCUUAGAAAAACAACAUAUGUGUGCUAUAUACUUAAAUACAAGUUCCAAUUCAGAUGAUGCAGAUGAUCACAAUGUUAUAUACAGUUUUCCUCAAAUAUCUACAAAUAACUAUAAUUCCCUUUUAAACAUCAAUGGGGCAUUCAUCACAAUUGAUCACAUGUUAAAAAAUUCUUUAAAAACUGAACCUAUAAGUACAACCAUCACAUAUUUUAAUGACAAACUGCAUAUUAUGUAUAAUUCACAUGGGGAAGAACUAUUUUUGCUUGUCUUACCUGAUACUUAUUUUAACAUAUCAGAAUCAAACAUGUUUAAUGAGUGUCUAAUUAGAACUUUAAAUUUCAUGUAUCAAAACUUGCAUAACACUUUUUGUAAUGAAGAACAUAGAGAUAAUCUCAAUCAAUUUUUCGCAGUGCUUUUUUCAAGGGCUAUUGCUAACAAACAGAAACAUGCAAUUUUCGAAAAAGGUUUGGCUGCAGCUAUAUUUGUUCCUUUACCAAAAGAAGCUCAAAUUCGAAUUGAUGAUGCCUUAAGUGAAUUGGCAUCUGGGGAUUAUAGGUAUUGGAACAGAAAUCCAUUAAGUACUCGCAGAAAGUUUAUUAUAAUUGGAACUGCUUUAUAUCAUGGAGCAGCACUUUUAGGAAAACAAAUAAUGAGCACUGAUUUAAUAGAUAUUCAAGGAUAUUUAAGCACCACAGGUAUAUCAGAACUAAUGACAGUUGAAACUUUAUCAGACAUGGUCUCAUGGAGAGAAGUUUACCCUCAAAGCUGCAAACAUAUUGCAAAAAAAUCAAAUGCAUAUAAGAAACCUUUAUGUCGUUGGUUCUUGCUUAUUGUUGGUAAAGGUAAAGAUAUGUUAUGUACGAUUUUGGAAGCAAACUGCAAUAUGGAAGGCAUGAAAGGUGUUGUUGGUCCUGAUCCAUUUUAUGUAGAAGAAGCACAAGCAACUUUAGAACAUUUAAUAUCUCGUGGAAUUUGUAGAUUAGCUGCGCAGUGGAUUGAUAACUGGCGUAGACCACAAAUUGUAUUCAAUAAACCAGAAGCAACAAGUACAUUGAGAAGGCCUUUAGAAUCUACUGAAUCAUUCAGAACAUUAAAUUUAUCAAUGGCAUCAACGCAUAACACAAGUUCACCAGGAUAUUCGAAUGCUUUUUCUAGUACUAGUAUACCCAGAGAUAUCGACAGUUCUGAAGACUCUGCAAGUUUAAAUAGUCCACAAGCUCAUGGUAGACAGCUUAGUGAUUCGGAUACAGAAUUUGAUGGAUAUCAUGGCAGUAACCAUGCUGAUAGUUCUAGUGAAGGAUAUUUAGUUAAACCGAGCAUGCUCCAAGAUAUUCGUGGUGUUAUUCCAUCAAAAAUUACCGCUGGACCUUCAAAUAAUCUAGUUCAUUUUGUACAUUUUGAUACUGGAAGUGGGGUUUUAAUAGCACCAAUUCUUGAUAGCAAUGAUAAAAUACUUGACUUAUUCAGAAGCGCAUGCCAAGAGAUUCAUUUGGUUUUACAAAAUACUUUAUUAUUAAAGAAAAUAUUAUCACAAGAAUCUACAUAUUCAGAUUCUCAUAGGUCAUUAAUUGCAGUUAGAGAACAUGGAAUUAUUAUAAGAAUAAAAAAUGAAGCAAGUAAUACUUUUACAAAAUAUUGGGUAGUUGGUAGAUUAUUAUUGUCACCAAUAAGAGAAGUAUAUGUUGUAUAUCAAGAUGAUGCACAGCAGAAUAUGGUAGAGUUAGCAUUUAGAAUGGCUCUUAAUGCUAUUGGAUGA